AAAGGCUGAACCAGAAGCACCACACUGUCAGCUCUCGUGACACCACACUGUCAGAGGAUGCAUGUAGAUGCAUGCGGCAUGGAAAAAACACAUUUUUUCUUUGUGUGUUUCACAGCAGGAAUCCUGUGUUGUUUUGGUGGAAAUGAAGGAAAGACUGCUGUGAAAGCAAAAGAGAGAGCAGAUGUCACCCUACAGACAGGAGAAAGUCCAAGUAAUGCCAAGAUAAUAUGGACUUUUGGAGCUGAAAAUCCAAACAUGCUACUUGCCACCAUAAAGAAGAGAGAGGUGAAGAGUGACUAUGAUGAGUCUUUUAGAGACAGACUGCAGCUGAACAGUCAGACUGGAGCUUUGACCAUCACGCAGCUCAGUGUCCUGGACUCAGGCAUCUACAAGUGGCAGGCCAUCAGCGACACCAUCUCAUGGAAACAGUUUAACCUGACUGUUUAUGGUUCUCUUGGUACUCCCUCCAUUACAGUCAGAUCAUCUUUCAAUACCAAAAGCUGUUCCUCAGUCACAGUGGAGUGCUCAGUGCACAACAGCCAAGACUUGGUCCUGUCCUGGUACAGAGUGGAGGAAAGACUGACAAAUAUUAGCAGUCCUGAUCUGUCCUCCAAGCUGUAUCUGGCUCUGGAAAUAGAAUCCCAUGAAAGAGGCAGUUACAGCUGUAUAGCUGAAAACCCUGUUGAAAAAAAGAUGACCAAACUAUCGGGAGAAGACACAACUAUGAAGAUAGAGUCUGGAGAGUCCAGAAGCUGGUGUCAGACUGAAUCUACGGUAAGACUGGUUAUCUCUACCGUCUUUGGCAUGGCCUUGAUUAUUCUUGUUGUGGACCACAUCAGACUCCGAAGAUAAACCACAUGCGCACCGAAGUUUUUCUCAAGCUUCACAAAAUGCAGUGUGUCAACACAUCCGCUUUAGAGCUGCACAGGACAAUGGGACGUAAUUCUUUUCAAAAGUUCUCUAAAAUUUGAUUUUGGAUCUCAACCAGAAAUAUCAUAAGGUAAGGUGAAUAAUACACAGAAACCCCAAUAAUCAAAUGACCCCCUGUGAGCAAUCACUUUACAACAGUGGGAUGGAAAAUCUCCCUUUUAACAGGAAAAAACUUCCAGAAGAACAGGGCUCGGGGAGGGGCAGCCAUUCUGCUGCAAACACCUUAAAAGAAACCUAAGGAUGCUUUACAAAAGAACUUUAAGAGUAGUUCAUUCUUAUUUUUUCUUAAAGUGCAUAUAAUACAAAUGUCAUGGUCCUGGUGUUUUGUUUUUGAAUUAUUAAUAGUCUUUGAUUGCAUUGUUAGUUAGUUUCUAGUCUUUGGAUGUCUGUCUCUGUGUUCCUUGUUUCACGUCUGAUCUAGUCAUGUUUUCAUGUCUGUGCUUCUCCUUGUUUUAGUGUCAAGUCCGUGUCUCUGUGCCUGUCUCAUCUUUCCUGUUUUACUUUGCCAGUCUCGUGUCACGUGCUCAGUGUUUUCAGUUUUGCUUCCUCCACGUCUCGUUAAUUGUGAUUACUCCCAGCUGUACUCUCCUCCUGUGUCUCAUUCCCUUGAUAUCCCUCUGUGUAUUUAAGCACUGUGUUUUCCUCUGUCUGCUGUUUCAUUGUACCCUCAUGUGGCUGUGUGGCUCUCCCGUGGUUCUUUUAGCUUCGCUGUUUAUUGUUUUCCUAGCUCCCUAAUGUUGGCUUCUCAUUUAGGUUAUGUUUUGUAUUUUUGUUGCUUGGAUGUUCACAGCAAUAAAGCUGUCUUUUUGAGUUUAUCCCUGUGUGUGUUGACUCCUGCAUUUGGGUCCGCAUCCUGCCUGCUGCACAGCUAAUCUUGACCGGUGUUGGGUAGUAACGGAAUAAACACCAGCGUUAUGUAUUUAAAGUCUAGGUGAUAAUUAGAAUACAGUUACUUUGUUGAAAUAAAUGUAAUACGCAGCGGUCAUAUCUUGUCCCAUAUGUUAGGCUAUCCCCUCUCUAACUUUGGUAAUUCUACGCAUUGCUGGAAACCUAAACAAAACAACAAGAGGCUCUAAUGUAAGUGUCCUGUUAAUGUUGGUGGGGUCAGGUACACAAUGGACCUGGAGCCAGCACAACAGAGGCAGCAGUGCACGGGCAGGAAUGCAUUUCUUAGUUGGAAAGUUCGACACCACUUCACAUUUAAAGAAGAAAGGGAUGAAAUCUGAGCGUGCAAUGCAAACUCUGUUUGUCAGCAACCAAGUUGCUCUCAGCGUCUAAAGACUCCAACCUAAAGAAACAUCUGGAAGUAAUUUCUUUUUUAAAAGCUAAUGUUAACCUACUGCAGCUAGCUUGUUUUAGUUGUGGUAGCUACCUGGGUCAUGUGCCACUUCAGUAUCUUCGAUGUACUAUUGCUGUGUGAUUUAUUACUAUUACUGAAAGCUGCAUUAGAACCUGCUAGCUGCAAAUAAUCAUGUGCAGUUCUGAAAGCAGA
Molecule: messenger RNA, 2422 nt
Organism: Oreochromis aureus
Lineage: Eukaryota; Metazoa; Chordata; Actinopteri; Cichliformes; Cichlidae
Exons: 4
Coding region: 58-852 (264 amino acids)
Source: RefSeq, a predicted model, not a curated record